Molecule: messenger RNA, 1765 nt
Organism: Patiria miniata (bat star)
Lineage: Eukaryota; Metazoa; Echinodermata; Asteroidea; Valvatida; Asterinidae
Product: acid-sensing ion channel 1C-like
Exons: 8
Coding region: 344-1765 (473 amino acids)
Biological process (GO): sodium ion transmembrane transport
Cellular component (GO): membrane
Molecular function (GO): ligand-gated sodium channel activity
Source: RefSeq, a predicted model, not a curated record
GUCAAAGCGAACAAUUAAUUGUUCGAUGACGCUUAAUUCAGUGUCCGAUGUGCGCGCGCACACCCGGGUGUCAGUUCGUGAAUCCAAAAUUGUUAAUUACGCGGUUUUCACGAACUGACACCCACUUACUUGCGUGCGAGUGUCAGUGGUGAUAUUCGGCAAAACGAUGUCAAGUUUGAUGAAUUACAAGGCAAGAUUGAUGAGCUAGUAUGAGGUGACACAAAGUCCUGUGGAAAAACAAACCUGCAGGAUCGAGGAUGGAAUAGCAGACCGUGUCAGACAAGCAGACGCAAGAGCGAGAGAGCAGAGAGAGCAGGUUACGAGACAAGGUACCGGCCAAGCUAUGAUAGCUGAAUCCCCAUCAGAGAUGGCUGGAUCAGGACGGAAGACACCGAGAACUGAACAGGAGACAGAGGAGAGAGAAUGCACCUCACUCAAGGAACAUAUCGCUAAGUUUGGAGAUGGUACAACCUUCCAUGGGGUUCGUUUCGUCACGGACUAUAAAGUUCAUUUUCUUAGGAGGUUAGUAUGGGUCUGUAUUGUCGGUGGUAUGACAGGAUAUCUCUUGUAUGGAAUCUCCAUCAGUAUCAUGACCUAUUACCAGCGACCAGUGUCGAGUGUGGUCAGAAUCAACUACGUUCGUGAGAUUCCAUUUCCUGCUGUGACAUUCUGCAACUACAACCAAUGGAAGAAAUCUCAAGUCCCACCCGACUUCUUAGAUGCUGUACGCUCCUUGAAUCCAGCCAACAAAUCACCGGUGGAUGUGGAGUACUUAAAGUCACACGAUGGUAUAAAUAUGACAGAUCGACUCAUUAAUAGUACACAUCAGAUUGAAGACAUGCUGCUGGAGUGCACCUUUAAGGCAGCCAAUUGCUCCGCUGAUAACUUCACUCGAAUCUUCACUGAUUUCGGCUUGUGUUACUCGUUCAACGACGAUCCUGAAGACGUGUAUUACAUCCAUCAAUCCGGGAGCCAUAAUGCGCUGUUUAUGAAGAUCAACGUGGAACAACAGGAAUAUAUCUUUGGAGAGAAUAAUGCUGCAGGAAUUAAGUUGCUGGUUCACCCUCAAGGACAGCGCCCUCUUGUGAAAGAAUUGGGAAUCGCCGUCUCGCCGGGCUAUGAAACACUAGUUGGAGUUGAAAUAAAACAGGUUUUGAAUUUGAAGGAACCCUACGAAUCUAACUGCACUGAUGGUGAUCUGAGGUUUUCUAACAAUUACACAGUUCCGAUGUGUCAGUAUGAACACAGGAUUGAGAACAUCCAGGAAAAAUGCGGCUGUAGAGACAUGAGACACCCAGGUACGGAAGAAAACUCUUGUCCCUUGUCAAAAUAUUACACCUGUUUACUGCCAGCUGAGGCCAACUUCGCCGCCAAAGACAAGUCUUAUGACUGCCAAGUUCCAUGUAAUCUCACCAUCUAUGACACUCGUGUAUCCUUCGCCUAUUAUCCCGGUCAACAUCACUUAGACGAACUUACACGGAUGACCAACCGCACUGAGAGUGACAUCAGGAAAAACGUGUUGGAUGUUAGAAUCUACUUCGAAGAACUCAGCUUCCAGAAGAUACAAGAAAUCCCUUCCUACGAAUUCACAAAUUUACAAAGUAGCAUUGGCGGUUAUAUGGGACUCCUCAUAGGCGCCAGUUUAAUCACAAUGUUCGAGUUUUUGGACUUUAUCUUGGUUACCACGGCAACCUAUCUAAUGAAGAAUCGAGAGGUCAAACGACUGAAGAGAAACCGAGUAAGGGGAGUAGAGGAUGUACACUAG